Molecule: messenger RNA, 944 nt
Organism: Oncorhynchus tshawytscha (Chinook salmon)
Lineage: Eukaryota; Metazoa; Chordata; Actinopteri; Salmoniformes; Salmonidae
Product: troponin I, fast skeletal muscle-like
Exons: 6
Coding region: 41-565 (174 amino acids)
Biological process (GO): muscle contraction
Cellular component (GO): troponin complex
Source: RefSeq, a predicted model, not a curated record
AUCUCUUGACACAGGAAGUAAAACAAAACAACAGGCCAAAAUGUCUGAUAAAAAGAUGACAACGAGCCGUAGGAACUACCUGAAGAGCUUGAUGCUCCAGAUCGCUGCCGGCUUGAUCGAGGCUGAGGCGGUCGAGGCUGAGGCAGAGAAGGCCAGGUACAUGAAGGAGAACUGCCCUGCCCCAGAAUUCUUGGUAUCCAUGGCAGAGCUCACGGACUUGUGCAAGAAGCUCCAUCAGAAGAUCGAGAGGGUUGAUGAGGAGAGAUACGACAUGUCAACCAAGGUGACCAAGUCCGAGAAGGAGGUUGAGGACUUGAAGAUGAAGGUAGUUGAACUGAAUGGAAAGUUCAGGAAGCCCGUCCUGAAGAAAGUCCGCAUGUCUGCUGAUGCUAUGCUUCAGGCUCUGCUGGGCUCCAAACACAAGGUGUCCAUGGAUCUGAGGUCCAACCUGAAGCAAGUCAAGAAGGAGGUCAAGGAAGAGGACAAAGAUGCUGUGGGUGACUGGCGUAAGAACAUCGAAGACAAAUCAGACAGAAAGAAGAUGUUUGAGACUCAUAAGGAGUAGAUGUUCCUGGAGUUCCAGACAGGAAGAUGUUUGAGACUCAUAAGGAGUAGAUGUUCCUGGAGUUCCAGACAGGAAGAUGUUUGAGACUCAUAAGGAGUAGAUGUUCCUGGAGUUCCAGACAGGAAGAUGUUUGAGACUCAUAAGGAGUAGAUGUUCCUGGAGUUCCAGACAGGAAGAUGUUUGAGACUACUAAGGAGUAGAAACAAAAACCUGUCUGGAACUCUUCUGACACAUAUCCACGUGUAUAAUCAAACGCUCCAGUUUAAACGAACGAGCUAUGUGUUCGGAGUUCCUUUUGUCCCCCAAUUGGAUAUCUAGUCUUUUGUUUCACACAAAACACAAAAACAGUUACGUGACCCCCCCCCCCAAAAAAAUUAUA